CCCCUCGCGAGUGCCAAGCGUUAGUUUAAGGUCUGCAGCUGACAGGGCAGUGUCUUAUGUGACUGUGAGGCGUUAACAACUGGUAGCAAGGAUCCGUUUCUGUAGAUAUUUUCAUCAUGAGAACAGUUAUCUUUCUCUGUUUGCUGGUCACAUUGUUGUACCUUGUGUCAUGUUGUGAUGAGGACACACAUUACUGGAAGCAAGAUAAAUGCUGCAAGAAGUGUGGACCAGGUAAGAGGAUGCUGAAGGAUGACAACUGUGAGGACCCGCGCUGUCAGGACUGCCUGGACGGAGAGUAUCAGAGCGGCUACACCAGCAACACCAAAUGUGAACGCCAGCCCAGCUGUGACCCCAAUUUACAUUUUCAGCCACAAAUUAAUCCCAGUAAGACCAGUUUAAGCAAAUGUCAGUGUGAAGCUGGAUACUACUGUACGCAAGACGAUGACUGCGACACUUGUAGGAAACGCACAGUUUGCAAGGCAGGACAGAGAGUCCUCAUAAAAGGUUCACCGUUUAGUGAUACUGUGUGUGAGGCAUGUAAAAAUGGAUCAUUCUCCACCCAUGAGUCAGCUGACACUUGCAAGGAAUGGACAAUAUGUGAACAUGGAUUUGAUAAAAACGCUCCUGGCAGUUCAACCUCAGACCGAAUCUGUGUGGAUGACAGACGUGCUCACAGAGGUGCAGUUGCUUUUGGAGUUGUAGUACUUCUGCUCAUCUUAAUUGGAAUUGCUGCAACAUUAUACUUCACAAAAGGAAAUAAAUGCUGGAAAGAGCUCCACAAAUGCUUCAAUAAAGGAAGAUCGCAUGAAAAUCUAGAUGUUGAGAAACCAAUCUAUCAACAGCCUGUGGAGGUCGAUGAACCCGUGAGCCCCUCACCAAGUAACGUAACUGAAAAUGGAAAUGUUGUAGAACAAGAGAGGGGCAAAGAACCUGUCUAUCCAAGUGCUGAAUCAAAUUCAUAUAGUUAUUACUAGAGCAAAGUCUUCUAC
Carassius carassius (crucian carp) is the source of this 989-nucleotide messenger RNA. Its product is annotated as tumor necrosis factor receptor superfamily member 5-like. Gene Ontology annotation, molecular function: CD154 receptor binding; antigen binding. The transcript is spliced from 9 exons. NCBI's taxonomy places the organism in Eukaryota, Metazoa, Chordata, Actinopteri, Cypriniformes, Cyprinidae. The coding region runs from base 117 to 974 and encodes 285 amino acids. Gene Ontology annotation, cellular component: external side of plasma membrane; CD40 receptor complex. The record is from RefSeq and is a predicted model, not a curated record. Gene Ontology annotation, biological process: CD40 signaling pathway; response to type II interferon; inflammatory response.